Messenger RNA from Dermatophagoides pteronyssinus (European house dust mite), 1084 nucleotides. RefSeq lists its product as uncharacterized. NCBI's taxonomy places the organism in Eukaryota, Metazoa, Arthropoda, Arachnida, Sarcoptiformes, Pyroglyphidae. The record is from RefSeq and is a predicted model, not a curated record. Gene Ontology annotation, biological process: ceramide biosynthetic process. Gene Ontology annotation, cellular component: endoplasmic reticulum; membrane. Gene Ontology annotation, molecular function: sphingosine N-acyltransferase activity.
AGCCUGCCAUCCAUAGAAUCAACUUAUAUAAAGAUUGCAUUCGUUUAAUUUUUGAUUUGUUAACUCUCAAAAUCAAGCAUAAUAUCAUUUAAUAUUUUAAUAAAUUGAACUUAAUACGCACUCAUCAAAAAUGAUGGUUAAUUAUAUCAAUGAAAAUUUAAACUUAUUGAAUGAUUCUUAUCAUAUUAUGAUGAUGUCAUAUCACAAUCAAUCUUGUCGAUCAUUUUGGUCGGAUCUUCGGCAAACAAUAUUUCAUCUAAUACCAUUGAACAACUAUUUUUUUACGGAAAUUUUAUGUAUUUUAUUGGGAACCUGGAUCUUUUGGAACUUACGUCGUUUAUGGUUUGAAAAAUUUAUUGAUAAUUUGAUUGCAAAUAAAAUUCUGUUCGUGGAACAUCGAUAUAAAUUUGAUGAAAAUUUCUGGGUUUCUAUACAUCGCAUAAUACUAUUCCUAUUUGCAUUGAAAAUCGUAUCAGAAACAAAUGAUUACAUCAACAUCGGAAAUCAUAAUAUAAACGUUUCGACACAAGUCAAAUUAUUUUUCUUGUUUGACAUUUGUGAGUAUAUUCGUGCAACAAUCGAAUUAGUAGUUGGUGUCAAAAAAUAUAAAGAUAAAUGGGUAUUCAUUUCACAUCAUAUGAUCACCAUUGGUUUGAUAACAUUGUCUUAUAUGACACGACAACAUUUAAUUGGCGUACUAACCAUAUACAUUCUAGAAUCUAGCUCGAUUUUUGUAUAUUCACGUUGUAUUUUAAAAUUACAAUUCGGUUGGAUACGAAAUUACUUGAGAAUGUGGCGGGUGCUAUUAUUUUUGAUAUUGUUAAUCGUAUGGACACCGAAUAGAUUAUAUGAAUAUCCGUUCAAUCUGUUACCAAAAGUAGGCCAUACAACACGUAAUUAUUGUCAACUAGAAGCAAUGUCCAUACUUAUUAUCCUUUACAGCUUCCUGUAUUUCAUCUACCUGGUCAAUAUUUAUUGGACAUUUUUAAUAAUCAAAAGUUUAUAUAUCAUUUACCAAUACGGAAUGGAAAAUUUUGAAAAUCAUCGAGAUACUGAUGUAAUGAAAAAAUCAAAACAAAAUUAA